This is a messenger RNA of Drosophila guanche, 1302 nucleotides long. RefSeq names its product WD repeat-containing protein 89. Lineage: Eukaryota; Metazoa; Arthropoda; Insecta; Diptera; Drosophilidae. The record is from RefSeq and is a predicted model, not a curated record. The transcript is spliced from 3 exons. Gene Ontology annotation, molecular function: protein binding. Bases 35 to 1273 code for a protein of 412 amino acids.
CACGUGCCGGAACGAAGACCACAACAAAAGGAAUAUGACUGAUUUUGACAAAUAUUUGGAAGAGGCUAUCACCACGGACCUGCCCAGCUCCGAGGACGAAGCAGACAUCGAGGACGAGGACACCUGUGGCAUUAAAGAGCUUGCUGCCAAUUUCCGGCUGAAGUACAAGACGCAAGAUGAAUCGGUGGUGUCGCUGAAGCGGGACUAUAUACUCAGUCUAUGUGCAGACCAGAGAUUCACCCGGAUAGCAGCCGGUCUGUCCAGCACAGCCAUUCACAUCUACGAUCUGCAGGAGGACGGAGGACUGAAAAGCCUUCAGGAAAUACCCGCCAAGGAAAAGCCGCUAACGGGCGCUGUCACCUGUGGAGUGCAGUUCCUCGAUGAGGGCUCCGACAACCUGCUUGUGGGCACCACAGAUGGAGUGGUGCGUCUCUUUGAUCUCCGAACCACUGGGGAGCAGGCCAGAUUCGAGUACCAAAGCGAUCCAGCGGCACAAAUGCCACAGGUGCCCAAAUCGCUGACUUGCUUCGAGCGGAAUGCCAAUGGCAGAGUCAUUUGCUGCGGCACAGAGCAGUAUCUCGGCCUUGUCCACCUGCUGUUCUUCGAUGUGAGGGAGCGCAAGCAGCUGGGCUGCUACCACGAGAGCCACGAGGAUGACGUGACCUCAGUGCGCUUCCACGAUCGAAAUCCAGAUCUGCUCUGCACCGGAGGCACUGAUGGCCUUAUCAAUGUCUUUGACAUCAAGCAGUCCGACGAGGAGGAGGCCCUUCAGAGCACCAUCAACACGGAGAGCAGUGUGCACCGCCUAAACUGGCACCGCAAUGUCUACGACAAGGACAUCAUCUCGUGCAUCACCCAUACGAAUGAUUUCAAGAGCUACGAGUGCGAGGAGGGCGACGAAGUAACCUCUUUUGAACGCUCCGAUGUCACCGCGGCCAUUCGACGCAAGAAUGCCGGCAAUUUCAACCUGAUAAAUGCCCACAAUCUGGAGGACAAUGGCGUGUUCCUCCUGGCUGGCACCAACUUGAACCGCGGCGAGAUCCUGCGUUCUGUGAGCGUCACAUCCAAGGAAAAACUUGACCCGUUGGCCAAUUUCGAGGGCAAUAAGCAAAUCGUUCGAGAAAGCCUCUUCGAUGCUAAGCGCCAGUUGCUGGUGACGGGCGGCGAGAGCGGGAUUGUCAGCGUGUGGACACAGGAUGGCACUGGAAAUGUGGGCAACAGCAGUGGCAAGCUGAAAACCAAGAUAAAAUCACACAAAAAGACGCCGUAUUGAGAUUAAAACAACAAUUGAAAUCAGUUUAA